AUGAGGCGCAUUCCCUGGCGAUUGGCUUUGCUGCUCACGGCCUGCAUGGCGCUGGCAGAAUCCUGGGAUGACGACCUCCUGCUUUUGCAGAAGGAGCUGCGACUCGCCCAAGCGAUGCCGAAUCCCCCGCGAUGGACCUGUGAGGACCGCUGCGUGCCUGCUGUUUGGGUGGUUAGCCCAGGCAGAAGUGGCUCUACCACUGUCCUAGAGAUGUUGAAUGCACUGCCCGGAUUUGCCAUCAUGGGCGAGAAUCAGGCCAUGUGGGGGACGCUCUACGAGCUGGCGAAGAAGAGGGCGGGUGCUCUAGAGGAGUACCGGGACAGGGGGGACUCCAUGGCGUGGCGGCAAAGUGAUGACUUGAAUUGGUCCGAAAUUCUCUGCUCCUACCAGCUCCGUGUCCUUGCGGAGAUGAACCCUCCAAAUGAUGCGCGCGUAGUGGGCUUCAAGGAGAUCCGAUGGGCGUGGUCUGAGCAGCUUCACGAUCUGGAGUUGCUCAUGGAGGUGUUUCCAUGCUCUUUCGCCGUGCUGAACUACCGUAAGGACAUUGAGGCGGAGGCCGAGUCGCGGACAGAGGCAACCGGUUAUUUCCCACCGACCAAUCUUGCGGAGGCCACGAAGGCGAUGCUCAGCUUCUACGAGAACCAUCGGCAACGAAGCUUCUUGCUGCCCUUGGAGAACUUCUCGACGGAUCUCUUCAACCAGCUCCUCCGUUUUCUCGGCGAGGACCAGUGCUCCUUCACCGACGUUCUCCACGACAACUCGCACUCAGGCUACACCCGCGGCAAUUGGCGGCAUGCCCCUGACGUCGUGAACUGCACAAGCUGA
Symbiodinium sp. CCMP2456 is the source of this 825-nucleotide messenger RNA. The record is from the annotation of a GenBank genome assembly. Lineage: Eukaryota; Dinophyceae; Suessiales; Symbiodiniaceae.